AUGCAGGUCGAAGACGAAUCUGUACGACCGCCGCCUUCGAGUCAAGGACUGAAGAGAAGAGCGUCGUCAUCAUUCGAGGGUCUACCGGACGAUACCAGUCGGAAGCGAGUCAAAGGAGACAAUCGGAACGUAGAGGCGGAUGUGGUCCAUUCGUCUAAUGCGACAUCCAGCCAAGCUGUCACCAUUGACGGUGCUACCUUUGUUGAUGAAUUAGCACAAGAGCUACAGUGUGGUUGCUGUUCCGAACUCUUGUACAGGCCGGUCAUCGUAUCUCCCUGCCAACAUUUCUUCUGUGGAAGUUGUUGUAUGCUCUGGAUCCGGAAUGGCGGCACCAACUGCCCAGCAUGUCGCGGAGUUUCUAGUAUCGUAACGCCCUCCCGACCAUUGCAGACAGUUAUAGACGUCCUACUUCGUGCUGCACCGAGCAAAGUGCGCUCAGAACGUGAGCGCCAACAGGCAGAUGAAAUAUACAGUACCGGAACAUCCAUGCGUAUUCCUCCUCCACGCGAAGCGUCUCCAGAACCGAACCUCAACCAGAGCGACUAUGCACGUCCAUGCCCACAUUGCACACCAGGAAACAUGUUUGGCUACACUUGCCCUCAGCCAGUUCCAGAUCCUGAUACAGACGCUGAGCAUGCAUGGCACUUGGAUGAGGGUACGCCUCCGGGCCACGCCAAUUGUGGGAACUGUGAGAACCUACUCGCACUGCAAGCUCCUACGACCACCAAAUGCGACUUUUGUCAAGUAUCUUUUUGUGGAAUCGGAGUACCGGGACGAUGCAUUGCAACAUCCUUGGCCGUGCAACAAUUACAUUCAAUGGCAGAUCUUACCGACUUUGUCCAAUCACCCGAAGUUUAUGAAUGCUUCAACGACAACCAUAUUGAAGUUGACAUCAUGUUGGAUUACCUUGCCAUUCGCAGAAUAAUGCCGAAGAACAUAUACCGUGAUAUCGUCACUCAUAUUCAAUUACAGCCGCAUGGAUUUCAGCCAUUAUUAAAGCUAGAACUUUUCAGGGAUGUUCACCCGGUGGUCGCAGGGACAGAUCCUGAUCCGGCAGCUCCGCGCCAGAAAAUCUGCAGAGCUUGUGCGACGGAGGUUUUAUUGUGGGGUCUGAAGGACUGGUGGGUACGAGAAAGACAGAAGGGCAUUGCAGAGGGCCACAUCUCCAGCAGGGAAGACUGCCCCGAAGGUAGUCAGUGCUUUCGUCAGACGGACGUUGGUAAGUAA
This is a messenger RNA of Guyanagaster necrorhizus, 1227 nucleotides long. RefSeq lists its product as uncharacterized. The transcript has 6 exons. Lineage: Eukaryota; Fungi; Basidiomycota; Agaricomycetes; Agaricales; Physalacriaceae. The record is from RefSeq and is a predicted model, not a curated record. Gene Ontology annotation, biological process: ubiquitin-dependent protein catabolic process; mitotic cell cycle checkpoint signaling; protein ubiquitination. Gene Ontology annotation, cellular component: nucleus. The coding region runs from base 1 to 1227 and encodes 408 amino acids. Gene Ontology annotation, molecular function: ubiquitin-protein transferase activity.